Molecule: messenger RNA, 902 nt
Organism: Nezara viridula (southern green stink bug)
Lineage: Eukaryota; Metazoa; Arthropoda; Insecta; Hemiptera; Pentatomidae
Source: the annotation of a GenBank genome assembly
GAUGGGGCUGAGUGGAGAAAUGGAUGGCUGCGGCCAAUUUAUGAAAUACAGCAUGUUUGUUUCAAAUUUCAUAAUAUUUUUGGGUGGACUUACAGUUUUCGGCUUAGGAAUAUGGACAAUUAUGGAUAAAAGUUUUGUAAAUGAAUUACUGGGAACCAACUUAUUCAUGGGUGCUGUUUACAUAAUUAUAGCCACUGGAGCUAUGGUAUCACUUAUAGCAUUUUUUGGAUGUUUGGGUGCCAUAAAAGAGAUCAAGUGUAUGCUGCUUUCUUAUUCUCUGAUCCUCUUCAUUAUCCUAGUGGUUAUGCUUGUUGGAGGAAUCCUAGGUUAUGUCUUUAGAGAGAAAGUGAGAAGGUCAAUGGAACAGGAAAUGAAUCUAUCGAUAAAAUUAUACAAAGAAAAACGAAGUAUCAGGAGAGCCUGGGACGAUACUCAGGAAAAUCUGCAAUGUUGCGGUGUCAAUAGCUAUACAGAUUGGCGUGGAGAAAUACCAGAUAGUUGUUGUAAAGAGAUUAAUGGGCAGAAACAAGGUUGUAAACUAUUUCAAAGCUCACUAAAUAUACAUUCACAAGGCUGUCUUAAUGUGACAGAAAAGUUUGUCAAAGACCAUGCCUCAAUUAUUGGUGCUGGAGCCGUUACCGUUUCCUGUUUGAUGGUCCUGGGCCUAAUAUUUUCCUUAGCGAUGUUCAAAAUGAUAGAAUGAUCAUAAUUUAUUUGUAGUUACAAAUAAUUAUUUCCUGAAUCUUGAAUCAUUAUUAUUUUGAGUGUGUUAAAUAACCUGAUUUACUUCUAAAUUCUUUGUUAUACAUUCAAAGAGUUACCCAUUCAGUUAAUUUAUAUUGCUAAAACGAAAAUAAUCAGCAGAACUUUUUUUCAUUAAUAAUUAGUAAUAUCAAAUUUAC